Messenger RNA from Aureobasidium namibiae CBS 147.97, 2994 nucleotides. RefSeq lists its product as uncharacterized. NCBI's taxonomy places the organism in Eukaryota, Fungi, Ascomycota, Dothideomycetes, Dothideales, Saccotheciaceae. The coding region runs from base 1 to 2994 and encodes 997 amino acids. The record is from RefSeq and is a predicted model, not a curated record. The transcript is spliced from 2 exons.
AUGUCAGUCGAACGACAGCCCAGCGCCUCGACACAGGAGAAAGAGUCGCACAAUGGCAACUCGCCAACGCUGCAAAAGACCAACACAACCGCGACGAAGAAGAGGAAACUGCCGCCGUUUCUGGACCACUUCAAUACGCGCGACCUCAAGAUUCUCUUCCGCUGCUCGGUCGCCUUCUGGGUCACCUCGCUACUCAUCGUCAUCGAGCCCACGUUGCAGACUUUCGGCAAUGCCACCUUCUUUGGCUGUAUCGUCGUCGUCUUCUUGCCUCCUUCUGGAGUCGUGCUCGUCUUCCUCCUGGGCGCCUUUACCAUGAUUCUGGGCAUGGGUCUAGCAUGGGCAUGGGGUGUUGUCGCCAUGAAAGCCGCCCAAGCGACCAGACCACAAGCCGAGACCCUAGCCCGUUUGCAGGCCUUGGGCAUACAAGCCGCGAAGAAUACGGGCGCGACCACAUACUCUCCUGCCAGUGUCUUGGUCUACAAUGGCUUCAUGCUCGACACCAGAGUUACCGUCACCUUCUUCUGCAUGUUGUCUCUCUUCAUCUACUUCAUGGCCAGACUCCGCAUCAAAGCGCCCAAAUUCGCCCUCACUGCCAUCUUUGCUUGGAUUGUCACCGACGUCUUCCUAACCAUCGGUCCUCUGCUUCCUUCGUUCCAGGGCACGAUCCCUCAAGUUUUGAUCAAACCCGCCGCCGCUGCCAUCGCCAUCAGUCUUGCUUGUUCGAUGCUCAUCUUCCCUGAGUCGACUUCCCACAUGACCUUGUUCGGCAUGCACAAGCUUGUCACAUCCAUGGCCAGCUCUCUCGACCUCACCAGGAGCUUCCUCAACAACUACCCUGACACAUCCCACCUGGAAUCAAUGCAGGCCCUGAGAGCUGGAGUGCUCGGAGGUUGGGCUGCUCUCGAGCCGGCAUUCGGCUUCCUAUCCUUUGACCUCUCCUUCGGCCACUGGAGUGCUCAAGACAUUGCCUCGCUGCGGGAGCCUGUCCGUCGUGUCAUGAUCGGCUCCAUGAGUCUGCUUGCUUUUGAGAUUCUCCAAGGGCGAUCGCGGGACAGGAUGAAGCAGCUUGCAUCCAACGACAUCAGAACUCAAGAGCUGGCAGGAAAGGAAGACAAACAGAAGAAGCACACAUACGGGAGACACCAAGUCAUGCAGAGUCUAAAUCUCGUCGAUGCGCUCCGCGAACCAGAAGCUGUUCAGUCAGUUUCUGACUCGUACCAAGCAUUAUCACGAGCGAGUGAUCCGCUACUCGAAGCUUGCAAGAGCGCGUUCCAAGCCAUGGCACAUAGCAUCCACGAGAACAACAGCAGAAGAUGGUUUGGCAGGAUGUCUGCUGAGCAAUUCGCAGAGAUGAGGCAGUCACAUGUUGAUGUGCUCGAACACUUGCGUGAGGAGAGGGCCAAGUUUCCUGACGUCGCCAACGAAGCGCUGUUCGCGUCUCACCAACAUCUGUUCGACGAGAAUGGCAGGUUCCACGGACAGACUUCGGAGAGGCGCAAGCUGGGUGGCAUGUUCUUCGGCUUCAACUUCGAAGACCGCCUCCUGAUCUUGGCUGCGGCGCUUGAGCGAGCUCUGGAACAAAUCACCCUUCUUGAAAAAGAGCGUACCAAAGUGAGGAUCUGGUUUCCGACAGGUCUACGCAAGUUCGGGGCCUGGGCAUUCGGUGGCUCGCGUGCACCAGCAAUCGGUGCUUCGUCGAUCGAUGACAUGCCUCAAGCAGACAAGGCGACCAUCGAAGAACUGCAGCAAAGUUUCAAACGAGUACACAAGCCGACAAGAAAGCGCAACAAGAUCUCCUCGGUGAUUCUCGGCUUUGGACAAUGGUUGAGAAACGAUGAGGGCAUCUUUGCUUUGCGAGUACUUGUUGCCACUCUUGCAGCAGCUAUACCUGCAGUGUGUACCACAUCGGCUGGUUUCUACUAUCGCGAGAAGGGACUAUGGGCCCUGAUCAUGGCACAAACCGGCACGGCUUCUUUCUCAGCCGAGUUCAACUUCGCAUUCACGACCAGAAUCUUCGGCACCAUCACAGGAGGUGUGCUAGGCAUGCUUGGAUGGUAUAUUGGAAGCGGCAGUGGUACUGGAAAUCCUUAUGGCUUGGGGGCUGUUCUCGCUGUCUAUGCUGUGAUACUGAUGUGGUUCCGCCUCUAUACCCCACCUCAGCUACUCCAGGCAGUGAUGAUUGGUGGUGCUACGGUCAUUCUGGUCAUCGGAUAUGGCUACAUUGACACCCACAUUCCUACUUACGGCAACCCAGGAUGGGGCUAUGAAGUCUUCUGGCGGCGUACAGUCCUCGUCCUCGUCGGAUUCGCCAUCUCGUUCAUCGUGACUUUACUUCCCUGGCCUUCGUCACUCUCAAGGAACAUUGCCCACAAGCUUUCUGGUGUACUCGACAACGAGGCCGAUCACUAUGCCGCACUACUGUCUUCGUGGUCUGAUCUCGAUUCUCACGAUAAACAUACUGUUGCUGUCGAGGCAGUGACCAUCCAGCUCGCCGGACAACUGAAUGCCUUGAGCGGUCCCAUCGGAAGUCUCAAGUUCGAGCUGUCGUCCAGUGUUUUUGACUCGACGACCUGCGGGCGCAUCAAGUCAAUCGCAGAGUUUAUCAACUACCAACUCGCGCAUUUACACAUUCGCGCCGCCACACUGACACCCGAGCUGCGUCACCGCUUCACCAACGCAUCUGGAAUCCUCGAUCACCGUUCCAUUGCAGAUGUCAUGGUUGUGAUGAGUAUCGUUGCCCAGAGCUUGAAGACCGGCGAUCCUUUGCCUGCGCGACUGCCGACGCCACUGCUGAAGAAGUGUCUGGAGCAUGGACAUGGCACAGCUGUCGAGAACUUGACCAUCGAUGUAUUGAAGAAGGAGGGUGUCAGAGGAUAUACUGUUUGCAUGAGCGCGUACCUCGGGUUUCUGUCGGGUAUCGACGAGCUCGUACUCGCGCUCAAAGAGGCAGUUGGUGAAGCACACCAUAUUCCUGAUGAUCUGAAACUUGCUUGA